This is a messenger RNA of Spinacia oleracea (spinach), 1369 nucleotides long. RefSeq names its product nuclear transcription factor Y subunit C-3. NCBI's taxonomy places the organism in Eukaryota, Viridiplantae, Streptophyta, Magnoliopsida, Caryophyllales, Amaranthaceae. Gene Ontology annotation, biological process: regulation of transcription by RNA polymerase II. Gene Ontology annotation, cellular component: nucleus. Bases 252 to 1022 code for a protein of 256 amino acids. The record is from RefSeq and is a predicted model, not a curated record. The transcript has 4 exons. Gene Ontology annotation, molecular function: protein heterodimerization activity; DNA-binding transcription factor activity, RNA polymerase II-specific; RNA polymerase II cis-regulatory region sequence-specific DNA binding.
CUGACAUUGCUAAGUCAGAACAGAAUCGAACUCUCUUUUUCUUCUUCAUUUUCUCUUUGCUUUGAUCAAACAGAAAAAAGGGAAAUUAAAAAAAAAGGAGGAGAAAAAUAAAGGAAAAGAAAACAACAGAGAAGAAUCAUUUGUUUGCAGCAGCCAGCAGCUCCCUUGUUCUUCAUACUUCUGCAAGUGUGUUGGUGUACUACUGACAGCAGAGCAAUUACUGAGAAUUUCAUAGUAUUCAUUGAUUGAGAAUGGACCAGCAAGGGCAUGGUCAAGCCCCGGUGGUAGGAACAGUAAGUGGCGCCGGGCAAGUUCCAUAUGGUGGCGCAUACCAACCAAAUCAAGUUACUGGGGCGCCUGUAGUUACUUCUGUGGGUCCUGUCCAUGGUUCUGCACAACCUUCUGGGGCACAGAUGGCUCAACACCAGCUUGCUUACCAGCAGAUCCAUCACCAACAGCAGCAGCAGUUGCAGCAGCAACUCCAGUCUUUCUGGCAGAGCCAGUAUCAGGAUAUCGAGAAGGUCACUGAUUUUAAGAACCACAGCCUUCCCUUGGCGAGGAUCAAGAAGAUCAUGAAGGCGGAUGAGGAUGUCCGUAUGAUUUCGGCUGAAGCUCCUGUUGUGUUUGCAAGGGCAUGUGAGAUGUUCAUACUUGAGCUGACCCUACGAUCAUGGAACCACACUGAGGAGAACAAGCGGCGGACCCUACAGAAGAAUGACAUAGCGGCCGCAAUCACAAGAACUGACAUCUUUGACUUCUUGGUGGACAUAGUUCCAAGGGAGGAUUUGAAGGAUGAUGUGCUUGCCACUCUUCCGAGAGGCACAGGUAUGCCUGUUGCAGGCCCUGCAGAUGCACUUCCCUACUACUAUAUGCCGCCGUCACAAAACCCGGGUCAGGCUGGACCUCCAGGUGUCAUGAUGGGAAAUCCUAAUGCAUAUGGCGCGCAGUCUCAGCCUUAUAUGGGUCAGCCAAUGUGGCCUCAGGCACCACCUCAGCGGCAGCAAUCUUCUUCUGAUGCUUAGUGUCCUCCUCAAAUGUAAAGAUGGGAGAGAGGACGUGGAUGCUAGAGUUGCUGAAAUGCGUGCUGAGGAUAGAGCAGCAAUUUGAUUAUCUGGGAAUGACUACCUUUAUCUUUGGUAGAACCUGUUGUGUAGUUUGUUGUUUAACCUCUGUUGUUAUUAUGAGGUACUUGAUUUAAUGGCUGUCAUUAAUAGCGCUCUGCUACUAGAGAUGGAUUAGUUGGUCUUUUCUUAUCGAAUUAGGAUGGCAUAAUUAGGACAGUUACUUCUGUUUUGGAUUUUCUAUACUCUUUCCUGCCAUUGAAGCCUUUUGGAAGAUUUAAUGCAUAAGUUGGUCUUCUUUACAGAUA